Molecule: messenger RNA, 3615 nt
Organism: Clarias gariepinus (North African catfish)
Lineage: Eukaryota; Metazoa; Chordata; Actinopteri; Siluriformes; Clariidae
Gene: ccdc80l1
Product: coiled-coil domain containing 80 like 1
Exons: 8
Coding region: 248-3022 (924 amino acids)
Source: RefSeq, a predicted model, not a curated record
UGUGCGCGCGCGCGUGCGGACCGCGGAGCGCGAUAAGAGCCGAUGGAGGAGGAGGUCCCGCUGCUUGUUCUCGGGUAGCGCGAGGAAUGUUUGUAAGCAGAAGCUCGAGAAGCUCGUACACCGUGCAAUAACGAAAUGAUGGCGACCGAGACAUCGCUGCUGUGAUUUCAGGGCCAAAGUCUGCAUGGAUCUUUGUCCUCUGUAACUGGAGACAUUUCCCUUAAACGUUGCAUUUUAACUCUGGGCCAUGUCGUACUUGCUGUUGGCCAAUAGACCCUCCACCCGUGGCUCCACUGCAAUGAGGUUCUUUCACACACAUGUGGUUUUGUGUGUUCUGGUAUGGACAGCACAAGCAUCAGAUUUCAAAUCUUCUUUAGACACACAUUUCACAAGGACACAGUCUCACGCAGUGAAAAGACACAGGGAAUCACAGUCAAACACUUUUGCAGGCAUCUCAGGGAACACGGCACUUCCUCACGCAGAUCAGGCUACGAAUUCCCCGAGAUCCCCCGCCAGGAGAGUUUUGAAAGGACGCAGACCUUUACCUCAUUCGAGUUCAAACACACAGCCGGUUGAGAAACCCAACGUGCUCCAUGCUCACCCAGACACCAAUGCGCCUCGACAGGGCUCCCCAAGCUCCCCCUUACGGGUCUCUAAUCGGACCAGCUCUAUAAACGUCCUUACCAGUUUUGUAGGGAAGAACCGUGUGCUGGUCAUUUCAGCGCCGCAUGAGUCAGACGGAUACUACAGACUGAUGAUGAGCUUGCUCAAGCCUGACGUGUAUUGCCAAAUGGCAGACCGCCAUAUGCAGCAGAUCUUCAUGUUCCAUGCGAAAGAAGAAAUGGGUGGUAAAGUGAGACGUGUCGGAAACGAUGGCUCGAUUGCUGAGGAACAGUUAGAUCCAGCAUUAGUGCCCAGACUGAUGAGCUUUCUAAAACUAGAGGAGGGCAAGUUUGGCAUGGUGCUAUUGAGGAAAAACUUGCAGGUGGAGGAGAGGUACCCAUACCCAGUGCAGCUUGAGGCUAUGUAUGAGCUCAUAGAUCAGACGCCUGUGCGCAGGCUUGAGAAAGUCAGACAGAAAGGUUUUGUGGAAAGGUGUAAGGCAACUGGAAUGGAGGGGAAGGUAGUGGAGUCCACUGGGACAGUUUUGGCAGACCCCAAGUCCAACUCGCAGAAAGUCUCUCAAGAUAUUAAGAGUGAAGAAGGUGCAAGACCACCUUCCAAGCCUACUCCGAGUACCACCAUACAAUCUACCACCACCCAUACCACCAAAGUCACUAGAAGGAGAAUAUAUAUACACAAAUCUUUAAAACCUGCAACCACAACAGUUGCACCCACAACCCAGCCUGCCACUACUGCAACUACAACACCACCAACUACUACUGCUUCUACUACUACUACUACUACUGCUACUACUACUACAACUGCUACUACUGCAUCCACUACACUACCCACAACUGUGCCUCCAACUACCGUCAGUCCCACUACAUUAUGGACUACAGUGGCGCAUCGACAUCCACACAUACCAUCACACCGACACAAAGCCCGACCAAGCACCUUAGAACCUGUUACACGUAACCGUCAAAGGGAACACAGAGUAACUCACCCAUCCACUACCUCUGACUCAAAAAUCCAACACGGAGAGAAACACAAAGAUCGGACGGAUAAGAUUUCACCUGGAGCUCGCAGGCCUAAGCCUGUCAAGGACAAAACACCCAAGGGAGGAAAAAAAGUUAAGGAGCAGAUCAAUGAACAUGUAGAAGAGCAAGAAGCAGGAACGCCUACAGCAACUGAACAGGUGGAGGACCUGAUGACUACCAAAACGGGCAAGGCCACGGCUGAGAAAGCUGAGAAGAAGAAGAAGAAGACAGAGAGAACUGAAAAGCCAGUGAAAAAGAACAACACAGAGAAAAAAGUAGCGAAAUCCUCCAAGGAUGCCAAGGUUAAUGUUCACAACAGAAAUGUGGCACAAAAAGCCAGCAGCCUCGAGGAUAAAGAUGCUGUUGGCAAGCCUACUGAAAAGCCUGCUGAUACCAAGAGGGCGCUUGAAACAUUUCUUAGUUAUUUUGAAAAAAGAAGACGUCUGCUUGUAAUUACUACUCCUAGUGAAAAUAACAAAAUGUACAGUCAGCAGAAAGAUGAGUAUCUGGAACAAGUAUGCGACAUGGCUCUGCGCAAAAUAUCCAUUAUCACCAUUUUUGGACCCCCCGACAACGGAACCAUGAAGAUAGAUCAUUACCAGAUGGAGCAGGACAAGCCUGUGCGCAGCUUGCCAGUCAGUGAGCUCAUCAACCAAGAACUCAUCACAGCCUUCCGGAAGGAGCUUGGCAUGGUUUACGAUGACUACUUCAUGGUGCUGACUGACUUUGAUAUGAAAGUGAAGCAACAGUAUGAAGUACCUAUUAUCAUGAAGGCAGUGUUCGAUUACAUCGACACGUUCUCGUCACGCCUCAAAGAGAUGGAGCUUCAGAGGAAGCUAGGCAUCGCUUGCAAGAAAGAAGACAAGUCUAGAACUCUAGAGAAUUUCCUUUCUAGGUUUCGUUGGAGACGGAGGCUGCUGGUCAUCUCCACCCCUGAUGACGAGGAGUGGGCUUAUCAGCAGCAGCGUAAUGCUCUGAGCAGUCAGGCCUGCCACUUGGGGCUGCGUCACAUCUCUGUUUUAAAGCUGGUCGGGAGGGUGACGGAGGACAUGGGUGGAGUCUUGGAGCUCUAUCCAAUCAAUGGCAGUGCCACAGUGGAGCGUGAGGACCUUUCUGCCUCCCUGGUGCAUGACAUCAGGAACUACUUCCAGGUCAGUGCGGAUUACUUCUCCAUGCUGCUGGUGGGCAAAGACGGCAACGUGAAGUCAUGGUACCCGUCACCCAUGUGGUCCAUGUCCAUCAUCUAUGAGCUGAUCGACUCUAUGCAGCUGCGCAGGCAGGAGAUGGCCAUCCAGCUGUCAUUGGGAAUGCGCUGCCCUGAAGAAGAAUACGGUCACCAUGAAGACUAUCAUGAAGGCUAUCAUCGUGGCUACUCUUACUAAAAGAGGGGCAAAAGAGGAAAAGACUUGUGGCCAUUAAUAUGGAUGCAGCUAGACUUUCAUACAUUUUAUGAAUUUUUAUUAAGAUAGCACUAUGGUUUUAUUCUGUAUCAUUAUUCUUAUUUGUGAGACCGUUAUCUUUAUUCUGUAUCGUUUUUUUCUGGGUAACUUGACCUCUUAUUAUCAGUGUUAUAAAAAAUGACAAUAUAGAGUAACAUUUAAAAGUGCCUGUACUCUGGCACCUUAGAAAUCCAGUGUCCCUGGUUUGAUCCUGAGCUGUGUGGAAUUUGUGGACGUGCAUUUUAUCCCCGUGUCCAUGUGGGGUUUUCCAGGUUCUCUGCUUUUCUCAAAAAACAUGCUGGUAUGUGGAUUUGACUACACUAGGUGGCGCCACGUAAUAAACUGAUGUCCAGUUCAGGGUGGGUUCCUGCCUCAUGGCCAAAGGGAGAACCUCCAGGUCCAACCCGACUCUUCUCAUUUUUAGGCAGAUACUGAAGUUGAACAAAUGAACGUUGUAGUUUGAAUGUACUCUGUUUCAUACGGGUUUUUUAUUUUUAACAUCAGUGAUUUAGAAUUAAAUAAUCCAGUUACGCAUA